This is a messenger RNA of Soboliphyme baturini, 432 nucleotides long. The record is from the annotation of a GenBank genome assembly. Lineage: Eukaryota; Metazoa; Nematoda; Enoplea; Dioctophymatida; Soboliphymatidae.
AUGCUUAAUUUGUCUGGCACGGAAUUUUUUGGUGUGCUUCUGGCAGCUAAUGAGCGAUUUAGCGGUGACAGAUCUGUGCUGAAUGGCUUGCGAAUGGGCCGACGCUUCGCCGACAAUCGUGCUCUAAAUUUGCUGCCAUUCCAGUUGCCGAGAAACACCGAAAUUCGACUGAAGUGCAUCAUACGCGGGCGAACGCCAAAAAUCGAAUAUUUAAUUAAGGCCCCAGUGAUCCUCGGUACAAAAAUUACUGCGGCGAUCAUUCGCUUUUUAAGAACCGGAUUCGUCGGUAAGUUUUGUCGCCCCGGCUCGCGUUCUGCCGUCUUGUGGUCGAAGCUCGAGCCAUCGUCUGAUGUUCCAGUGAGUACGGCUUGGUUUCUCAGAACCUUCAAAGCUCAGGUAACGAAUUUGCGUAGGCCAAUAAGGAAUUUUUAA